GAGACAAUAUUGUCAGCCGUUAACUGGAAGCUCCCACAGCUGUCCAAUUACCGAUUAUUACGCUGCUGACGUCAGACUUCCUGAGCCAGAAACUGGAGAGGCGUUUACACUUAUGUCGGAUAUCAGCUUUAGUCGCUUCAUCGUACACCUGAGUGCCUCCACCAACAACCGCGCAGCAACAGUCCUGAGCAGCUUUCUCAAAGCUGUUAACGUCUAUGGUGUACCAUCCCAUGUGAGAUCGGACAAAGGAGGGGAAAAUGCUGAUGUUGCUCGCUUCAUGGUGGCUAACAGAGGACUUCACAUAUUGCUGGCAGAAGUGUCCAUAAUCAAAGAGAGGCUCUUGAGAAACGUGUAUGCGGGAGUACUUGAUCUCUUUUACACCAUUUUUAACAACCUCGAGACAGAAGGCCUUCUUAACCCGGACAAUGAAGUUCAUCUCUAUGCUCUACACCAGUUCUUUGUCCCUCACAUCCAGAAGCACCUUGAGGUUUUCCAGCAUGGCUGGAACUGCCAUCGACUGAGCUCUGAGGAAAAUCAGUCACCACUUCAACUGUGGACUUACCACCAGCGUGAUGCACAGCAGGAGCCUUUAGAGGUUGGCGUGGAGUAUGGUGUUGAUUGGACUGGACCAUCUGGUUAUCGCCAGCAGGAUGUUGUGGUCCCUGAGGUUCAGCUGCAGCGCCCACUGACUGAACAGGAAGUGGAAAGCUUCCCAAAACCUGAUGGCCCUCUGUCUGACAUCUUGGAUUCUUACAUAGAGACAGUAAAUCUUUUAUCUGAGAUGCUCCAGUGAAUCACAGUUUCAAGUGCAGAAAGAAUAAAUCAUACACAAUAUCA
Molecule: messenger RNA, 837 nt
Organism: Girardinichthys multiradiatus
Lineage: Eukaryota; Metazoa; Chordata; Actinopteri; Cyprinodontiformes; Goodeidae
Exons: 4
Coding region: 113-793 (226 amino acids)
Source: RefSeq, a predicted model, not a curated record